AUGUCUGAGAUUGUUCACCCUACCAUCAAAGAUGGCUGGUUCCGAGAGAUUUCGGAAAUGUGGCCCGGCCAAGCCAUGACGCUGAGGGUCGAAAAGGUCCUGCACCACGAAAAGAGCCAGUACCAAGAUGUCCUCAUUUUCAAGUCCACCCACCACGGCACCGUCUUGGUCCUGGACAAUGUGAUUCAGUGCACCGAGCGCGACGAGUUCUCCUACCAGGAGAUGAUUACGCACCUGGCCAUGAACUCCCACCCCAACCCAAAAAAGGUCCUUGUCAUCGGCGGCGGCGACGGGGGUGUCCUCCGCGAGGUCGUCAAGCAUGACUGCGUCGAGGAAGCCAUUCUUUGCGACAUCGACGAGGCCGUGAUCCGCCUGUCCAAGCAGUACUUGCCCAACAUGGCCGAGGGUUUCAGCCACCCCAAGUCCAAGGUUCAUGUUGGCGACGGCUUCAAAUUCCUCGACGACUACAAGAACUGCUUCGACGUCAUCAUCACCGACUCCUCCGAUCCCGAGGGCCCCGCCGAGAGCCUGUUCAAGAAACCGUACUUUCAGCUUCUCCAUGAUGCCUUGCGCGACGGUGGCGUCAUUACUACCCAAGCCGAGAACCAGUGGCUUCACCUGCCCCUCAUCGCCCAGCUCAAGAAGGACUGCAAGGAGAUCUUCCCGGUGGCCGAGUACGCCUACACCAGCAUUCCGACGUAUCCCUCGGGCCAGAUUGGCUUCAUGGUCUGCUGCAAGGAUGCCAGCCGCAACGUUCGCGUUCCUCUGCGCCAGUGGACCCCCGAGGAGGAAGAGGCCAAGUGCCGCUACUACAACGCCGAGAUUCACAAGGCCAGUUUCGUCCUGCCCACCUUUGCCCAGAAGGCUCUCCAAUAG
Ustilaginoidea virens is the source of this 876-nucleotide messenger RNA. RefSeq lists its product as uncharacterized. Bases 1 to 876 code for a protein of 291 amino acids. The transcript has 4 exons. Gene Ontology annotation, molecular function: spermidine synthase activity. Gene Ontology annotation, cellular component: cytosol. Gene Ontology annotation, biological process: spermidine biosynthetic process. NCBI's taxonomy places the organism in Eukaryota, Fungi, Ascomycota, Sordariomycetes, Hypocreales, Clavicipitaceae. The record is from RefSeq and is a predicted model, not a curated record.